GUAGUAUAAAAGGCGGCCAUGGAACCUCCUUUCGCCUCAUCGCUCGCCGUUGCAGUCACGACACCACAACAGAGACGCAAGAACUAAUUCUCAGGCCGGCCGGACCUCGAGCGCGUCAGUCAGGAUGGCACCCACGGCGGCGGAGCAGCACACGAGGAAGGCGGUGGGUCUGGCGGCGCGCGACGCCUCCGGCCACCUCUCCCCGCUCGCCAUCACCCGGAGAAGCACUGGAGAUGACGAUGUGGUGAUCAAGAUUCUGUACUGUGGAAUCUGCCACUCUGACCUACACAGCAUCAAGAACGAUUGGAAGAGCGCCAAAUACCCCAUGGUCCCUGGGCAUGAGAUCACUGGCGAGGUCAAUGAGGUCGGCAAGAAUGUGACCAAGUUCAAGACCGGUGACCGUGUGGGCGUCGGGUGCAUGGUAAACUCAUGCCAGUCCUGCGAGAGCUGCAACAAGGGCUUCGAGAACCUCUGCCUAGGCAUAAUCCCCACCUACAACUUGGUUGACCUUGAUGGCACCAUCACCUACGGCGGCUACUCCAGCAUGGUGGUGGUGCACGAGCGGUUCGUGGUCCGGUUCCCCGACACCAUUCCACUGGAAAAGGGCGCGCCGCUGCUGUGCGCUGGCAUCACCGUGUACAGCCCCAUGAAGUACCACGGUCUAAACAUUCCUGGGAUGCACCUCGGUGUGCUGGGACUGGGCGGGCUGGGCCAUGUUGCUGUUAAGUUCGGCAAAGCCUUCGGGAUGAAGGUAACAGUGAUCAGCUCUUCGCCGGGGAAGAAGCAGGAGGCCCUCGAGAGGCUAGGCGCCGACGCGUUCAUUGUCAGCAAGAACGACGAGGAGAUGAAGGCCGCGAUGAGUACCAUGGAUGGCAUCAUAAACACGGUGUCUGCAAACAUCCCCAUGGCCCCUCUCUUGGGGCUACUGAAACCCAACGGCAAGAUGAUCAUGGUUGGCCUCCCAGAGAAGUCUAUGGAGAUCCCCCCCUUUGCUCUGGUUGCCACGAACAAGACCCUGGCCGGGAGCCUCAUUGGAGGCAUGAGGGACACCCAGGAGAUGCUGGACCUCGCGGCCAAGCACAACGUGACGGCGGACAUCGAGGUGAUCGGCGCCGAGUACGUGAACACGGCCAUGGAGCGCCUUGCCAAGGCCGAUGUCAGGUAUCGAUUCGUCAUCGACAUCGGCAACACCCUCGACAAGGCCGCCGCCACCACCACCGAGUGAGAGUGACUCUACCUCUCUGCUUUUGUCAGGAAGUAGCAAGAAACAAUCAAAAAUUCUUUUUUUGGGUGUGAAAGUGUAAACCCGUACGUGUACGGGAUACCGUAUUUGUAUUUAUAUGUAAUAAUGUAAAUGAAGGAAGAUAGUAGCAGUACAUGAAUUAUUCUUCGUAUGGCAGAUGUUGCAUGGUAUCCAAAGAAGUCAUAUCUUCUAUACA
Molecule: messenger RNA, 1439 nt
Organism: Triticum aestivum (bread wheat)
Lineage: Eukaryota; Viridiplantae; Streptophyta; Magnoliopsida; Poales; Poaceae
Product: probable cinnamyl alcohol dehydrogenase 5
Exons: 4
Coding region: 125-1225 (366 amino acids)
Molecular function (GO): oxidoreductase activity, acting on the CH-OH group of donors, NAD or NADP as acceptor; zinc ion binding
Source: RefSeq, a predicted model, not a curated record